Molecule: messenger RNA, 600 nt
Organism: Laccaria bicolor S238N-H82
Lineage: Eukaryota; Fungi; Basidiomycota; Agaricomycetes; Agaricales; Hydnangiaceae
Product: histone 2A
Exons: 4
Coding region: 93-509 (138 amino acids)
Cellular component (GO): nucleosome
Molecular function (GO): DNA binding; structural constituent of chromatin; protein heterodimerization activity
Source: RefSeq, a predicted model, not a curated record
AAAUACCCAAACACUCUCGUCUCCAUCACAAUCGCCUCCCUUUGCCCUCCACCACAGCCGUCACCCACUCAUCGCAAACUCCGCCUCUAAACAUGUCUGGAAAAGUCAGUGGAAAAUCAAAGUCCGGCAAGGCUGCCGGUGGCGACGCGACGGGCAAGUCUCAAUCUCGCUCAGCAAAAGCUGGUCUCCAAUUCCCCGUCGGUCGUAUACAUCGUCUGUUGAAGAAGGGAAACUACGCUCAGCGCGUCGGUGCUGGUGCUCCAGUAUACCUCGCUGCAGUUCUCGAGUAUCUCGCUGCUGAGAUUCUCGAACUCGCCGGUAACGCCGCCCGUGAUAACAAGAAGCAUCGUAUCGUGCCUCGGCAUUUACAACUUGCCAUUCGAAAUGAUGAGGAAUUGGGCAAACUUCUUGGCGACGUUGUCAUCUCGCAAGGCGGUGUUGUUCCCCAUAUCGCACCGGAGCUACUGCCCACAAAGACAGGGAAGGGAAAGAAGGAUGUAGAAGCAUAAACUACCGGGUUGCGUUUUCCUAUCUAUUUUUUCAUCUUAUUCUGUACACUGUUUGUAUCAUUAGCUAUAUCUUAUGAUCGGCUUACUUUGA